Messenger RNA from Capronia coronata CBS 617.96, 966 nucleotides. RefSeq lists its product as uncharacterized. The coding region runs from base 1 to 966 and encodes 321 amino acids. The record is from RefSeq and is a predicted model, not a curated record. The transcript has a single exon. Lineage: Eukaryota; Fungi; Ascomycota; Eurotiomycetes; Chaetothyriales; Herpotrichiellaceae.
AUGUCCAACUUCACAAGAUCAAUUCUCAUCACUGGAGGCACUAGCGGCCUCGGACUUUGCGCCGCAGCUGAGAUUGCGAAACAACAUCCUGAAUACCAGGUCAUGGUGGCAUCACGCAAGGACCCCGACAAUAGCGCGGCGGCAAUCAACAAGAAACUCGGCCAGAGUAACGUCCAGUAUAUGCCACUUGACCUUGGACACCUGGAAAAUGUCCGAUCUUUCGUCAAGACUUGGGGAGAGAGGAAUUUCCCUCCGAUUGCCGCACUGCUGCUGAAUGCUGGGCUUCAAAACCCUGGCAGCGUCAGAUACACCGCCGACGGGAUCGAGUCUACUUUCGGCGUGAAUCACGUGGGCCAUGCGCUCCUUUUCUAUCUCCUGCAGCCUUAUUUGGCUGACGAUGCCCGUAUUGUCGUGGUUGCCAGCGGCACGCACGAUCCAGCACAGAAAACCGGCCUUCCCGACGCAAAAUACACGUCCGGAGAAGAGCUAGCUCAUCCCUCUGAUGCAACAGUCAACAACCCAGGCCGACAACGCUAUGCCACCAGCAAAUUGUGCAACAUCAUGUGGACAUAUGCCCUGCAACGACGUCUCGCGCGGCUUGCGAACAAGAAAUGGACUGUGGCCGCUUUCGACCCGGGUCUGAUGCCUGGCACAGGGCUCGCAAGAGACGCAGGAGUCAUCCUCCGUUUCGUCUGGAAUCGGGUGCUGCCUUCGCUUGUUCCGCUUCUCCGCCUGUUGGCAUCGCCAAAUACCCAUCUUCCCGAGGAGUCGGGAGCCUCCCUAGCAUGGCUUGCUCUGGAUGAGAAAGAACGCUCGACGAGCGGCCUCUACUACGAAGGCAGGAAACCGAUCAAAUCCAGCGUGGACAGUUAUGAUGAGAAGAACCAGGAGGAGCUUUGGUCAUGGACUGUGAAGUUUCUGGCGGCCGACGACAAGGAAUUGCAUGACUUUGAAGUCGUCGCUUGA